AUGCACAAAUCCAACGGGACCGCAUCAUGGCUCGCACGACCGCUCCCUGCGGCCCUCCAGACGUACGCCGCGCACGACCUGACGCUCAUCGCGCUCGUGUACGCACAAUUCACGCGCCAGCCGUGGGUGCGCACGCGCAUACCUACGCUCCAAGCGCAGUCCGCGGCGUACGUGGGUAUGCUUGACUCGCGCGAGGAGAACGAGCGUCGGUCUGGGCUCGACAUCAUGAGGUUCAUGCCGCUGGGGAUCAUCGACGGAGGUGAAGAUGACGACAGCGUACCGCGGUACACUUGCAGCUGCUGCCAUCGGGAUCUCGCAGCGAGCUGCUACUCGAUGGGGCUUCAGAGUGGUGCGGAGCGCGGCGGGGGGCCUAGGAUGGGGCAACCCCCAUACGGCCAGAGGUUGUCGUUUUGCCGCUUGUGUAACGCGGUCGCGCAGAAGCACCGGCGGGCGCAGGGCGAGUGGGUCGCCUGUUGA
Trametes versicolor FP-101664 SS1 is the source of this 477-nucleotide messenger RNA. RefSeq lists its product as uncharacterized. NCBI's taxonomy places the organism in Eukaryota, Fungi, Basidiomycota, Agaricomycetes, Polyporales, Polyporaceae. The coding region runs from base 1 to 477 and encodes 158 amino acids. The record is from RefSeq and is a predicted model, not a curated record. The transcript has a single exon.